AUGUAUAGAAGAGUAAAGGAGGAACUUGAGAAAGUUACUAAUGAGAAUCAAGUAGGAAAACCAAUAGCAAGUAAUGAAGAGACUAUCAUUAAUAAAGAUGAUGUUGAGAAAGAGAAACCUUAUGUACCUCCACCUCCGUAUAAACCAAAGAUACCAUACCCUCAAAGACUAGUCAAAUAUAUGAAUGAGGGUCAUUUUAAGAAAUUCAUUGAGCUCUUAAAACAACUUCAUGUUACUAUACCUUUCACUGAGGCCAUUACUCAAAUGCACUCAUAUGCUAAGUUCCUAAAAAAGAUUCUGUCAAAUAAGAAGAAACUUAAAGAUGACGAGAUGAUGACACUCACUAUAGAGUGUAACACCAUUAUCCAAAACAACAUGCCACCCAAAUUGAAAGACCCUGGUAGUUUUUCUAUUCCUUGUAUAAUAGGCAGGUUUUUCAUUGAUAAGGAACUAUGUGAUCUUGGAGCUAGCAUCAGUUUGAUGCCUCUUUCUGUAUGUAAAAAACUAAAGUUAGGAGACUUGAGACCCACCAUGAUAUCCUUCCAAUUGGUAGAUCGUUUUGUUAAAUACCCUGUGGGAAUGCUGGAAAAUAUUCCAGUUCGCAUUGGCCAAUUCUAUAUACCUACAAGCUUCAUAGUGAUGGAUAUAAAGGAAGAUUAUAAUAUACCCAUCAUCUUAGGAAGACCUUUCUUGGCUACAACCAGUGCGAUAAUAGACGUGAAAUGA
Lathyrus oleraceus (garden pea) is the source of this 726-nucleotide messenger RNA. RefSeq lists its product as uncharacterized. The transcript has a single exon. The record is from RefSeq and is a predicted model, not a curated record. NCBI's taxonomy places the organism in Eukaryota, Viridiplantae, Streptophyta, Magnoliopsida, Fabales, Fabaceae. Bases 1 to 726 code for a protein of 241 amino acids.